AUGCAACCCUCAACCCUCUUAGCCAUCCUGGCUGUCAGCGCAGCCAGCCUCGUCUCGGCAUCCCCAGCCACAGACCAAGGCGACUCAAAUCCUCACGCCGUCUGUCGGCGAGGGGGCCUUCUCCGUUGUGUCGGAUGGGGGUAUAAGACCAACCAGCUUCCUCUUGCUAGGCAGCCGAUUGAGCCGCCCAGGGAGUUCAGGCCGACCCCACCUCCUUCGCCAUGUCCCGUGUGGCAAGAAGGCAGCAAGUUUGGGACGCCACGGGCGACAAUCAACGGCCACUGCUGCCUCGGCAGCCCAAAGAACGCGCUCAGCUGCUGCCGCCGCAUGAUGAUAAAGCCCCUCCCCCACACCCAUGAGUUGCGAUGUGACGCUCCCUCCUGGCAGACGGCCGAAAAGUACACCGAGUUCCACGAGUGCAACACCAACCAACGGGACCCCAAGGUCUGCCGCGCUAAUCUAGUUCCCCUGCUGCCCGAGAUCAUGUGGCAAUACCCCAUGAACCCGGCAUUCGAGUCCCCGAAGCCGUCGAAUCAACUCUGGAGGAAGCUGGGGCCAGGUUCAGCUUCACGUGUGCCCCAAGUCGACUACAAGCCGCCGGGCCCGUCCCCUCUGGGUCUGUACGGCGACGGCAACCCCGAGCCCAGCCACGAUCACGAGGUCCAGAAGCGAGGCAACGCCGUCGCAGGCUUCCUUCUCGCGGACUCGCUGGCCGGCAGCGGGCCGCCCAGGCUCGAGACCGUCGCGGACCGCGCCAUGGAGAAGAAGCCAAAGGGGAAACCCAACCUGCACUACAAGCCUCCGGGGAAAUCCCGGUUUGUCGAGCACCCCUACGGCAACCCCGACCCGGGCCAUCUGACCGAGCUUCACAAGCGAAGCGACAGCGAGAGCGAUAGCGGAAGCGACGGCGGAAGCAGGCACCGCUCCGCGAACCCGCUCCUCGACGCCAUGUCCGGGUCGUCGUCCCGCUCGCCCAGGAGGCACAGGUCGCGCAAAAAGGUCCCCAAGGCGGCUGCCAAAGCCCUCGAGGAGAGCAAGACGGCGUCGCGCAAGCCAGACUAUAACUGGUCGCCCCCGGGGAAGUCUCCGUUGAGUAAAAGUCCAGACGGGUAUUGA
Molecule: messenger RNA, 1116 nt
Organism: Pyricularia oryzae 70-15
Lineage: Eukaryota; Fungi; Ascomycota; Sordariomycetes; Magnaporthales; Pyriculariaceae
Exons: 1
Coding region: 1-1116 (371 amino acids)
Source: RefSeq, a predicted model, not a curated record